GUGUGUACACUAUCUAGUGCAUCAUGUUCUGGAAGUGGUUUGGGACGCAGCUUGUGGUUUGUCGUCACCUUUGUGCAGGAGAAAACGUGUGUUUGAGCUGUGAAGUGGAAACGGAAUUGGUUUGAAAUGUCUCGAAGUGAUUAAGUUUACUGUCAGAUGGUUUUGUUGUUGUAAAAUCACGGAGUAAAUAAACCCAAGGCCGCGGCGAUGCUGCACUCGGAGUCGGAGCCGAGGUUGUACCGGGUGUCACGCCUGCUGUGUGGAGUGUGUACACAUUUACUCUGCGCCGCUUUCACCGUGUUUGUGGCGAUAAUCGCCAACCCAGGCUCCAGUUUGUUUUCUUGGCACCCAUUUCUGAUGACCUUGGCGUUCUCGUUCUUCAUGACCGAGGCGAUUCUGCUCUUCUCUCUGCACUCGUCGCCUGCGGGUAAACUAAAGCACCAGGUGAAAUCGCGGCUGCACUGGAUCCUGCAGUGCUCGUGUGUGUCCUGCGCGCUGCUCGGACUCGGGGCCAUCUUCUACAACAAGCACCUGAACGGUAAGCCGCAUUUCUCCACGUGGCACGGGCUGGUGGGCGUGGUCACCGUGUGCGUGGUGGCGGUGCAGUCGGUGGCAGCGCUGCCGCUCAUCUACCACAAACUGGCUAAAGGCUGGUCUCUGGCCAAGCUGAAGCGCUACCACGCCGCCGCAGGACUCGUCACAUACCUGCUGGGCAGUGCCAGUCUGAUCCUGGGCGCCUGCUCCGCCUGGUUCACGUCCAGCGUCGGGGGGAACGCCUGGUACGUCACCGUGCUGUGCCCUGCCGUCGCCGCCUUCACCGUCAUGAGCCAAGUGACCAACGCCUAUAUGGCCAAAAAACGCCUGCAAUCCUGAAGGAGCGCACGUGCGAUAUGGCAUUCCCACGCCGUUUUGUGACGGUUGUUCGUACGUUAAACAUGUCUGAUGGCUCAUGGACCAUGUUUGGGAUGAAGGUGGACACUAGAGGUGUGCAUCAGGACUGCAUCUCCACGACAACCAACAGCAGGCGCUCGUGGUUCUAACGGUCCGGGGUCUGGUUUGGUCAGACACGAAAAGCCGAGACGAAGAAACGCCGCGUUUCCCGAACACGGUCCUCGCACGGUGGAGUCUCGGUGGCUUAAAAGACUAAAUCCUUUAAUUUUCAUACUGCUCUCCGAUUUGUAAUCAUCACUAAACUGUUUAUACUUACAGAAACAUGACCCAUAACGCAUGACUGUCGAUUCCCCCCGCCCGUGAAUGUACCGAAGGAGAAAAGAAGGGAAAAUAAAUAGUUUCAAGUACAACAAGAAAUGCUGAAUUUUAUUUUCUGUUAAAACAACAUUAAAUAAAUACAAUGUCAUUUUAAUCUCCUCGAAUGUGUGCUAAAUACAAGAGCUGAUGAGUGUCCAUCUGUACUCUGUGUGAGUGUGUGUGAGUGUGAGCUCUCGUCUGGGUCUGUCACAGAUACUGGUCUUAAACACACCAGAAAAUACACACACAAAAAAUAAUCACAAUCCUAACAUCAUAUCCGGCAGAAACAUACAGGGGUCGCAUGGUUUUAAAGGUCAUUUUGUUUGUUAAGAAGAAGAAGAAAAAAAGUCAGACAAAAAAAAAAGUACAAAAAUAUAAAGUAGCAAAAUCAUAAAUUAAUAAUUCUGAUAAAAUCAUACAACAGUGGAAAAGAAAAGCAAAUCAAGUUACGCCUAGUUUGAUUAGAGAUGGUUGUUUUACAAAAGGAAGAAAGAAAAACCGUGCAAAAACAGGGAUGAGAAGGUGAGAAGGGUCAUGGUCGGAUGGUGGGCGGAGCCUGAGAGGUGCUCCUCUGAGAACAGACAGCGAGUGACUGGUUGACAUGAUUUGUUGGGAAUUUCGGAAUAAUUUUCACGCUUUGGUCACUUGUGAAGAAAAAAAACACACACACACACACACACACACACCCAAAGCAGCGUACGAGGUAACAGUCGACACAAACGUCUGCGCGGAGUCACGUGGAGGGGAAAAAACAAACAACCAAAAACGGACUGCUACAGGAGUUACGCUAAACGCUGAAGACCAGCUAUGGCUCCCUCCACCACGAGG
Ictalurus punctatus (channel catfish) is the source of this 2076-nucleotide messenger RNA. RefSeq names its product transmembrane reductase CYB561D2 (gene cyb561d2). Gene Ontology annotation, cellular component: endoplasmic reticulum. Gene Ontology annotation, molecular function: transmembrane monodehydroascorbate reductase activity. The transcript has 3 exons. The record is from RefSeq and is a predicted model, not a curated record. The coding region runs from base 208 to 873 and encodes 221 amino acids. NCBI's taxonomy places the organism in Eukaryota, Metazoa, Chordata, Actinopteri, Siluriformes, Ictaluridae.